Messenger RNA from Aspergillus fumigatus Af293, 1488 nucleotides. The record is from RefSeq and is a predicted model, not a curated record. Lineage: Eukaryota; Fungi; Ascomycota; Eurotiomycetes; Eurotiales; Aspergillaceae.
AUGGCAACCAUACUUCAGACAAGAUCGCUGGGUGAAGUCCGGGCCAAGACUCAUGACGGUGUGAGUCAGUUUCUGGGCAUUCAGUACGCUACUCUCAAAGACAGAUUCGCAGACGCGGAACUCAUCGAGCAGCGUGAAGGCGGUAUUUUGGAUGCGAGCAAGGACGGUCCAACUGCUUUGUCUCCUUUGUUUGGGUGUGACUUCGAACUUGGCCAUAUUCAACAUAUUCUCCCAAAGAAAGAGCUUCCUCAAUCGGACUUGAAAUGUCUGAACUUGAACAUUACCGUCCCGGCGGGCACAACAGCAGCCUCCAAGCUUCCUGUGUUUCUCUUCAUUCACGGCGGAGGGCUGGUGCUUGGAGCCAACUCCUGGCCACAAUUCGAUUAUGCACGCUUUGUCAGGUUGUCCGUUGAAAAGAACUUUCCUAUAGUGGCGGUCUCUAUGAAUUAUCGUCUCGGUGCAUUCGGCUUCCUUACUUCUAAUGAACUUCGACGGGCUGGGUAUAACGCCAACAAUGGGCUCAGAGAUCAGAAAGUGGCCAUGCGAUGGGUGCAGAAGCACAUUGCAGAUUUUGGUGGAGAUCCUGACAAUGUGACACUCGCGGGAAUGAGCGCUGGAGGAGCGUGUGUAACGUACCACCUCGACUCUGACGAGCAACUCUUUAAACGGGCUAUUGUGAUGAGUGGUACCUGUCUACUCAUCCAACCCUUGCCUUACGAAUUACAUGAGCAGAACUACCAGCAAGCCAUUGCAGCGUUAGGACUGACCAAUGCCAGUUCAGAGGAGAGAAUCAGAGCUCUUCUGGAAACACCAGGUGAUGACUUAGUCGCCAAAAUACCCCCGACCGUUCUAGCAGUUCCUGCGAUUGAUGGGACCAUGGUGACCUCCCCGGUCACCUAUGCGCAAGUGGCUGACAAAAAUUCUGACUUCCCCCGCGGAAAGAAGUGGUGCGAAGAUCUAAUGAUUGGCGACGCUCAGAUGGAUAUCUUGGACAAGUACAACAUCACAAGGGAAAUGACAGACGACGAGGCCUUCCCAGCUAUUCUCAACUACGUAAAUGACAUUGCUUUCUUUGCUCCCGUUCUGACAUUUGCGAAGGGCUGGAAAAACAAUGUAUACGUCUAUCACUUCAACGAAGGGAACCCAUGGGAUGGGCCUUGGAAAGGUCGAGCGAGUCACAUCCUUGACUUGGCCUACCUGUUCCAGAACUUCCGAGAGUUUAUGGCGCCAGAUCAGCAGCAACUUGCAAUUACCUUCGCUGAAGACCUCUUCAAAUUCUGUCAUGGCGUGAAGCCAUGGCCUUCCGUUGCCCAUGAUGAUGUAGAAGCUGGUUUCACGGCACGAGUCUACGGUCCUGCACCCAAUGCAGCGCAAGUGAAUGGGCCAUACUAUGAGGGAAGCUUGAGAAGAAGCGUUCUCUUCGACCACACUGACCAAGCGUCGCUAGAUGAGUUUGCACAAGUACUUGCGUUGUUUAGAACUCUCUAG